Molecule: messenger RNA, 2771 nt
Organism: Cutaneotrichosporon oleaginosum
Lineage: Eukaryota; Fungi; Basidiomycota; Tremellomycetes; Trichosporonales; Trichosporonaceae
Biological process (GO): protein folding
Cellular component (GO): endoplasmic reticulum; perinuclear region of cytoplasm
Molecular function (GO): ATP binding; ATP-dependent protein folding chaperone; ATP hydrolysis activity
Source: RefSeq, a predicted model, not a curated record
CUCAACAGAGACUCAGUGAGCCGGCGAGUUCGGGAACACGGUGCUGGGCAUCGUUAUGCGGUGUAGACGGCCAGGGUUCGGUUGCGCGUGCUGAAGAGCGACAAGAACAUUGCCGCGCUCAGCUACAGAGAUCGAUAGUGAGCUUCUGCAGCCAUCAAUGAAUGCUGUACCGACCACUACCUGCCAGUGUCGUGAUGUUCGCGUUCCGUGCUUGAUGCCCAUUUCGACGCUGCUCGCCAUCUUAUACGUCUUCGGCGCCACAUGCACUGCUGGCCUCAGCCGCCGAUUUGCUUCCGCUUCGGCGCGUCUCUCUCCCGCGCGUCAUAGAUCCAGGAACAAGCCACGUCAGAAAGUCAAUGUUGUGACCUGCAAGUGAAUUCCACCAGCUCAGCCCACCAUGAAGCUUCAGAAGCUGCUGCUUGGCGCGGCCGCGUUCUUCCUCCCCUUCGCUGCGGCGCAGGAGGGCGCCGAUGUUGACGAACAUGAGACGUUCAACUACCGGAGUGACAUCGCGCGCUUGCGAUCCCUCGUAAUCCACUCCCUGUACUCGCACAAGGACGUGUUCUUGCGCGAGCUGCUGUCGAAUGCGAACGAUGCGCUUGAGAAGCUCCGCCUCGAGUCGCUUACCAAUCGCGACGUGCUGAGCGCCGGCGAGCCGAACAUCACCAUCUCGGUCGAGACUGAGGACGGCAAGACCGGCCGGUUGAUCGUGCGCGACACCGGCAUCGGCAUGAACAGGUCCGAGCUCGCAAAGAACCUCGGUACAAUUGCGAGGUCGGGCACCAACGAGUUCCUUGCCAAUGCCGAGCGCACCGGCAAGGCUGAUACCAACUUCAUCGGCCAGUUUGGCCUCGGCUUCUACUCGUCCUUCCUUGUCUCGCCCACCGUCCAGGUCUCGUCCAUUCCGCCUGUGUCGGAGAAAGACCCAGAGCCCGUGCAGUACACCUUUGUAUCGUCAGCCAAGGGUGACAAGUUCGAGGUGUUCCGCGACCCGCGCGGCAACACACUUGGCCGUGGUUCAGAGAUCGUCUUGGACAUUGGCGAAGAGGACAGCGAGUUCCUUUCGCCAACCACUCUCAAGGCCUUGAUCGAGAAGCACUCGACGUUCUCGACAACUUUCCCGAUCUACGUUCGUGAGGCAACGGCCAAGACGAAGAGCGAAGAUGGGGACAGCGAGGAUGCUGAGGACGCCGAUGAGUGGGACUACACAUGGACUCACGUCAACAGCCAGCCGCCCAUCUGGAUGCGUGAGCCUAGUCAGGUACCCAAGGAAGACUACAUCGAGUUUUACCGCGCUAUCUCGAAGGACGCGAAGGCCGAGCCUCUCGGCUGGUCGCACUUCAAGGGUGACACUGCGUCGGGCGUCGCCUACCGCGCCAUCAUGUACAUCCCGGAGACGCUACCCAAGGACUUCUGGACCAACAUGAAGUCGGGCAUCAACAACGUUCGCCUUUACGUGAAGCGUGUGUUCAUCACCGAUGAGCUUGGCAAAGACUAUAUGCCGCGUUGGCUUAGCUUCCUCAAGGUUACUGUGGACGCCGACGACCUCCCGCUCAAUGUCAACCGCGAGACGCUGCAGAACCACCGCUUCCUCAAGCAGUUGCAGCGCAUCCUAAUCCGCAAGGCGCUUGAUCUGUUCACGCGCAUCGCCGAGACUGAGCCCGAGCGCCACAAGAGCAUGUCCAAGAUGUUCGGGAACGCGCUCCGCAUUGGUAUGCUAGAAUCGCACAAGGACAAGGUCAAGAUCGCCAAGCUCCUUCGCUUCGAGUCGACGACGACGAACUACACCUCGCUUGAGGAGUACGUCGAGCGCCGCAAGGAGGGCCAGAAACAGAUCUUCUACCUUUGUGGGACCGGCGAGACCACAUCAGACCUUGCGCGCUCGCCUUUCGUCGAGAAGCUCAAGGCGCGCGGGUACGAGGUGCUCCUGCUCAACCUGCCAUCGGACGAGCCGAUGAUGGGCGCGCUCGACACGUUUAUGGGCAUGCGCACGCAGGACGUGGCCAAGAAGGGUCUUAUCUACGGCGACGAGGACGAGGACGAGGCCGAGCGCCGCGAACUCGCUCAGGCGGAGAAGACGUACCGUCCCCUCCUCGACUGGUUCAAGAAGGAGUUCUCGCCGCGGGUCGCCGACGUCGUCCUCACCAACCGCCUAGUUACCUCGCCGUGCACGAUCGUCGUCGACAACGCAGGCUGGAGCGCUAACAUGGCGCGUAUCAUGGCGGCGCAGGCCGACGCCGCCGACGAGCCCAUGUACAACAUCCUCAAGAACCUGCCGCGCGUCCUCGAGAUCAACCCCAAGAGCCCGCUUAUGGAGGGCCUGCUUGCGCGCGUCAACGAGCUGCCUGAGGCCGACGAUGAUAGCGAGACCGCCGAGGGAGCCGAGCUCCGCGAAUUGGCGCAAGUGCUUUUCGACACCACGCUCGUGCGCUCGGGCUUCAACGUGGCUGACCCCGUGUCCUACUUUGAGCGGGUGGAGGCGCUUCUGCGCCGGGAGAUUGGCGUCUCGCUCUCGGCUAAGGCGGACGAGACUGUGCGCCCCGCGCCCCCCACGGCCGACGCGCCACUUGAGGAAGCCCAGCUCGAGAAGGACGAGGCCGAGGCCGAGGAGGACAUCUUUGCGCAGUUCUACACGGACGAGGACAAGGCGUCGUGGGCCGGUGACAAGGACUCGUGGGUCGAUUUUAAGGACUGGAAGAAGACGCGUGACGAGCUGUAAUAGAUACAGUACAUACAAUACAGACAUGCAUGGUCUAGCAGUUCUACUCGUG